Molecule: messenger RNA, 2129 nt
Organism: Spodoptera frugiperda (fall armyworm)
Lineage: Eukaryota; Metazoa; Arthropoda; Insecta; Lepidoptera; Noctuidae
Product: facilitated trehalose transporter Tret1
Exons: 4
Coding region: 439-1890 (483 amino acids)
Biological process (GO): transmembrane transport
Cellular component (GO): membrane
Molecular function (GO): transmembrane transporter activity
Source: RefSeq, a predicted model, not a curated record
GUCACGCGCGCGCACAAUUCGCUCUUACCCGUAUUUUUAACAUAAUUAAAUCUAAUCAAAGAUUUAACAGGUUUUUGUAAGCAUAUCCGGGCACAAAAACACUGCUAGUCUCAUAUACAUGUGGUUUUUACAAAACCGGUCGAAUUAAUAUGCUGUACGCGACUCCAUAGCGUGUUGGUAGAGCAAAAUAAACUUUAAUACCGUGGUGUAAGAUCGGUUAUUAGGUGAGCAGUGAAAGUGGUAAUAUAAUUAAGUAUCUUUCUAAGAACAAAUCUUGUGAUGUUUAUGUCCAGUAGUUCAACAAUCGUCAUUGAGUGAGAUGUGGGUUGUAGGAGAAAAAAUAACUUAUAUAUAAUUAUUAUAAAUUAUAAUUAUUGUAUAAGUAUUCCGUGUCAGUGUGUUGUUGGCCGUUGUGGUGUGAGUGAGGUUCCUGUUUAGAUGUCAAAAGCACGGAUUACGCCAUUUUUGAAACAAUGCUUCGUGUCAGCAACAGUCUGCUUCACCACCAUCGGCCACGGCUCCGUGGUGGGGUUCCCCGCCAUCCUGCUGCCGCAGGUCAAGGACCCUAACUCCCACAUCCAGCUCACCAGAGAGGAAGGAUCAUGGAUAGCGUCAGUGACUGCUAUCACGCUGCUGCUGGGCAGCUUCAUGGCGCCGCCCAUCAUGGGCCGGCUGGGCCGCAAGGUCGCGCACUUCGUGGUCAUCGCCCUCAUACUCCUGGGCUGGGUAGUCAUAAUCCUGGCUACAAGUUUAGAAGUAAUGGUAGUAGGCAGAAUAAUCCACGGCAUGUCCUUCGGGCUGAUGUUGCCUCUCCGCUCAGCCCUCCUCGGAGAAUACACGAGCCCGAAGAACAGAGGAGCGUUCCUCACCACUGUUUCCGUUGCACAAGCCUUCGGUAUCCUGCUGGUCCAUCUCAUAGGAUCCUUAGUGACAUGGCAGAAGACUAUCCUGAUCGUCAUUGCAUUCCCCCUAGCCAGUUUACUCAUGACAUUCUUUACCCCUGAAUCUCCCAGCUGGCUAGCUGCAAGAGGAAGAUAUGACGACUGCAGAAGAGUCUUCCACUGGCUCCGAGGCGACGAGGAAGAAGCAGAACUGGAAGAAAUGAUCAGAGCGAGAUGUGAAUCUAACAGAGCUGCCAUAACUAACUGCAGAGAUCUCAUGGUGCUGAUGAAGAAGAAGGAGUUCUACAAGCCUAUUGUGAUAAUGAUCCACAGCUACAUGAUGGGAGAGUUCUCUGGCGGCGCCCUCAUGUCGUGCUACUCCACGACAGUCAUUACUUUGAUAGCUGGUCCUGAUGCUGACGCCCACUUGUGGAUGGUAGAGCUGGAUAUACAGAGAAACAUAUCGAACAUCAUAGCAGUGUACGUGGUGCACAAGGUAAAGAGGAGGACGAUGUUCAUGGCAACGGGAGGUCUCUGCAUCCUCAGUAACAUUGCCAUCGCUGGCUAUGUUUACGCCAAAAUCCUUGGAGUGUUAACAUACACAGCGAUAUGGGUGCCAAUAUUGCUGAUCAACAUACAAUUCUUCACUGUAGCAGUGGGCAUGGUGUGCUUACCUUACGUCAUUGCCGGGGAGAUUUUCCCUCUGGAGUACAGGAGUGUAGGAGGUAGCAUCAGCAUUGUGUCUAUUGCCUGUGGAUACUUCCUCGUCACCAAAACCUUCCCGGCCAUGGUGGAGAGUAUAGGUCUGCACGGAUCGUACGCGGUGUACGCAGCAGCCAUGUCGUAUAACCUGUGCGUGGUCUGGUCUCUACUGCCGGAGACCAAGGGAAAGACCUUGCAGCAGAUUGAAGACCACUUCAAAGGGAAGACAUCAAGUCCCGAGGAAGUGGAAGUUAGGCAGCAGCUCAGAGAUAAACCAGAUGUGGAGAAAGCCAAAGCUGAGAGCUGAUGAGCGAAAAGUGGCCAUAGGAACAAAAACAUCAAGUACACAGACAUUUUCCACCUUAUGAAUAAUAAUGAGAUUUGUUAAUGCAUUAAUAUAAUGUACUUAUCCAAUAAGCUAUAGACUAUAGGUAUUAAAUUAAAUACACAUAGUAUGCAAUUGCAGUAAUAGGUAGCUCAAUGAUUAUCUACUUGUAGUGGAUACUUUUAUAAUUGUCGAAGAUAAUAAAUGUGAUAUUGUUUGUA